Molecule: messenger RNA, 635 nt
Organism: Racocetra persica
Lineage: Eukaryota; Fungi; Glomeromycota; Glomeromycetes; Diversisporales; Gigasporaceae
Source: the annotation of a GenBank genome assembly
GAGGCGUUGAUCCUGCCAGAACCAAGAACCACAUUUGUGCCCGGCCUGUCCAGUCUUGUAGAACCUUGGAGGAACCCAUGAUGGAAAUUUUUGGCCAUCCAUAUUCAUCCAUAAAGGAGCUGUCAGAGAAGGCAAAGCAAUUAGCAAAAAAUGUGGUGUCCCCCUUCUACAAAGCUAAAUCAGAGAAGUAUUGGUACCUUUAUGAGAAAUUUUGUAAGAAAUUUGGCCUGGAUAUGAAGAACCCACUGGAAGAGGGUAUUUUGGCAUUCAUUAUGUGGCUAGACGUAACGGGCCUGGAGCUACAAACCCCCAGAGUUCUACAGGUGGUUGUAAAUAAUCUGCGUUUUGAGGGAAAAGAGGACUUUAGAAAGUCAUUAGCUAUAACACAAGUAUUAAGGGCGAUAAAAAAGAAAGCGUCAAAAAAUAAAACACCAGAUUGGCCACGCGACCCACUACCAAUAAUAGCAUUGAGAUACUACAUGGAUAUGCCACCCUACAGGGCCAAUGUAUCGAUGUACAAGAGGGAUAUAGCCUUAGUCGCUCUUGGAUUAAGGACGAUGAGAAGAUCGGGAGAGUUAGGAAGUCUAACCUUGGAGGAUAUAAAAUGGGACAAUGAUGGGACCUUGUGGGUCUGA